This is a messenger RNA of Kuraishia capsulata CBS 1993, 921 nucleotides long. RefSeq lists its product as uncharacterized. The transcript has a single exon. NCBI's taxonomy places the organism in Eukaryota, Fungi, Ascomycota, Pichiomycetes, Pichiales, Pichiaceae. The record is from RefSeq and is a predicted model, not a curated record. The coding region runs from base 1 to 921 and encodes 306 amino acids.
AUGGACAGUCUUCGACUGAAAAAUUUGGUGAAAGCGUUAGAAUCUUUUUUCGAAAAACUCCAAUUAAUAUCCCUGUCGAUGAUUGCCUCUAAGUUUCUUCCACUUCUUUUUGCUGCUACGGCAUAUGCUCAUUUCCGUAUCCCAUUUCCUGGUGAACGUAACUCCACCAACUUCCCCACGCAAUCGGAGGGUCCAUGCGGAGGGUCCAACUUCAUCAGACAGCCCAGGUUUGAGUGGAACCCCAAUGGGUCACCAAUCCAGAUUUAUUCUCAUCACAAUUUUGUGAUUGGAGGAAUCUACUUUUGCGAGGGCAAUGAUUGUCUGACAACGGCAGAUUUCGUUGAUGCCAAUGCUGUGUAUGAUCCUUUCCAUCUUCACAAGCCGGGCAACUUCUGCAUUCCCUCCCUUGACCUCGAUGCCAAGACUGGCACAAAUGGAACCAUCCAGGUUGCUCUUGUUGGAUCAGGUGAUUCAGAAGACGAGUACAGCUGGACCUACAACUGUGUUGAUGUGACCAUCUCCAAGGAAGGUCCUGUCUUCAAGAAUCAGUGUUCUAACAACACUGUUGAGAUCGUUUAUGUGGAUGAUUUUCCCAAUGGGGAUAUCAAAAAUGUGACCGACUUUACGCUUUUGGACGAGUAUUACGAGGGCACUGUUUCUGCGACUGGAACUGCAGACCCUUACAGUACAAUGGCUAUGAGUGGCAUGGACAUGAGUGGAAUGGACAUGGGCUCCUCAUCAACAUCUGCUAUGGAUAUGGACAUGGGUUCAACGGCUUCUUCUGCCAUGGACAUGGCUACUUCCACCGGCUCUUCGACUUCUUCCUCCUCCUCGUCAUCUUCAUCGUCCGCACUCGCCCCAGCUCUGGAUAUCAGCUACUUCCCACUUGCCAGUCUGUUUGGCUUCCUGUUGUUUAUCUAA